GUACUAGCAGUGACCACCACACCACGCGUUUAAUAGCAUUCAUAAAUCAUAAUGUCACCAGCUGUAACCCAAUCACUCACCUUCUCCAUGUGAGUGAGCUUCUCCAUUAAACUCUCAUAUCUCUCUCUCUCUCUAAAACCACACCUCAGUUCAACUUCUCUCUCUAAAAUGGCGAUUCACAAACUCGCUCUGCUACUCGUUCUCACUCUGAUAACUUCAUCUAGACUCGUCUCUGCUCAACUCAUCACCGAUUGGCCGUCGAUGGCGAGCGCCGUCUCAAUGUACGGCGAUUUAGAGGACAACACUGAGUCAGAUCUUUUUGACGUUGACGGAGACGAUGAUGACGGUGAAAUCGCUGACCGUAGAUCUUUGAUUUGGAGGAGGUUUCAUUAUUACAUAUCCUACGGUGCUCUGUCUGCUAAUAGGAUUCCUUGUCCGCCGAGAUCUGGAAGAUCUUAUUACACUCAUAACUGCUUCAAAUCUAGAGCUGCUGUUAAUCCGUACACUAGAGGCUGUUCUAGGAUCACUCGUUGCAGAAGAUGAACUACAUUAUUGUAGCGGAUAUGAAAUUUGUGAGAAAUUUGGUAAAAAUGCUCUAGAUUUAGUAAUUUAAUGUGUGAUUUGCUAUUUUAGGUUAAUAAUUAUUGUUUUGUAUUGUAAUUUUAUGUCGGUGAUUUUAAUUAAUUAUCUUGCCAUGUGUAUUUUUAUUGGUGAUUAGGCUGCAACAAUUAUUGUUUUUCUGUUCUUCAGGAGAGAAUUAUGAUAUUUAUUUAAUCAUUGGCUAAUUGUUUUA
Mercurialis annua (annual mercury) is the source of this 793-nucleotide messenger RNA. RefSeq names its product protein RALF-like 34. The coding region runs from base 169 to 543 and encodes 124 amino acids. Lineage: Eukaryota; Viridiplantae; Streptophyta; Magnoliopsida; Malpighiales; Euphorbiaceae. The transcript has a single exon. The record is from RefSeq and is a predicted model, not a curated record.